CACACACACGACACGGUCUGGCUACCUCCUACGGCAGACGGCACCGCCGCCGAGCUCCCCUCGGCCCCAGGAAGACGACCUCAGACUUUUCUUGAGGAGGAAUAUUUCGCCAAAAGGGGGAUUUUAAUGCCUGAGCUAAUAAUACUCCAUCCAGCACUACUCUCGGGUAGUUUGCCGAGCGUGUCUCUUGGCGACGAGCUGCGGCACGGGGCUGUGUCAAUCCGCAAGCUGUGUCUAGGUGCUCUCUCCCAGCCCCUCUCUGGAUGCAUCGGACUCCCCUGCCCCCGGGCCCUGGCCCCGGUGUGUGACCCCACCGCCCUCCCCUUGCUCACCCUGCCUUCCCUCGCCGUCCUGCAGCUUCCAGGAGGCAGAGGCGGCGGGCGAUGGCGCCGCCACCGGAGCGGCGGACCCCCGUGGGCGCGAGCCCCGCGCCAUGAGCGGCGCCGCCUCCUCGGAGGGUAGGGUUCAGCGGGCCGACGUCACCCCGCAUCACUUCAAGCCCUUCAGCUCGCACGCGCACUACCAGCAGGUGAUGCGCGCGUUGGGUAAGCUCCAGGAGAGCGGCUUCUACUGGGGCGCCGUUGGGGGACGGGAAGCCAGCUCCCUGCUCCGCUCGGAGCCCCCCGGGACCUUCCUGAUCCGAGACUCCUCGGACCACCACCACUUCUUCACGCUCUCCGUCCAGACGGCCCGCGGCACCAAGAACCUGCGCAUCCACAGCGAGGUGGGCGGCUUCUACCUGCAGCCCGACUCCCAGUGCACCCAGGCGCCGCCCCAGUUCGACUGCGUGCUCAAGCUGGUGGCGCACUACAUGGGGAAGGGGCCCGAGGGCGGCGAGCUGAAAGGCCGCUGCGUUUACCUCAUCCACACCGGCGGGGAGCGCAUCCCCCUGGAGUUGCUGCGGCCCCUCAUCAACUCCCUGUCGUCCCUGCAGCACAUGUGCAGGCGGACCCUGAACAAUCAAGGCCUGGGGGGGUCGGAGCGGGUCCAGCAGCUCCCGCACACGCUCAGAGACUUCCUGGAGGAGUACGACGCCCCCAUAUGACCGGCAGGACGCGGACCAAGGAUCUUCCGGACCUGGACUGGUCAGUGUUUUUUGGGGAAGGGUCACGUGACCUUCGGUCGCCGAGCGUUCGCCUGCCAGACCAAGAUAUGGGUCAAGGGUCAACUCUCCCUUAGACGCAGAGCAGAGCCUCGUAGAAGACGAAACUCCCCGCUUAGAGGUGACGGCACAGGGGGCCGGAGGGGCGUCCUUUACCCCGCCCCUCGCCACCGCCUCUGACUUCGACACGGGACCAAACCAAACAGAACGAAAAUUCCCUCGCGGAAGCGACGAUAAUGAGGGGAGGGGCCUGAGGAGCGGGAAGUGGAAUCAGGAAAAAGGACAUUAGCGGCGCUUCUUGGGAAUGAUGGUCAGGGGUGCGCGUAGAUGAGUCUUAAAGCAGGGGUGUCCAAAUAUUUUCGGCAUUUAUUGGCCCUUUGCAUCAUCUAGAACAGUGGUUCUUAACCUUGUUGGAGGUACCGAACCCCAGCAGUUCCAUAUGCGCAUUCACCGAACCCUUCUUUAGUGAAACAUAAAAUGGUUUUUUUUUCAAAUUCAAGACAAAGUUAUAUGUUUUUGGUAACACUUUAGUAUGGGGAACAUAUUCUAAGUAACAAAGACUUAAUUUAGAGGUAUUUGGACACUAGGGGAACAUAUUCUAAGUAACAAAGACUUAAUUUAGAGUUAUUUGGACACUAGGGGAACAUAUUCUAAGUAACAAAGACUUAAUUUAGAGUUAUUUGGACACUAGGGGAACAUAUUCUAAGUAACAAAGACUUAAUUUAGAGUUAUUUGGACACUGGGAACAUAUUCUAAGUAACAAAGACUUCAUUUAGAGGUAUUUGGACACUGGGAACAUAUUCUAAGUAAUAAAGACUUCAUUUAGAGGUAUUUGGACACUAGGGGAACAUAUUCUAAGUAACAAAGACUUAAUUUAGAGUUAUUUGGACACUAGGGGAACAUAUUCUAAGUAACAAAGACUAAAUUUUGAGUUUUUUGGACACUGGGGGAACAUUCUAAGUAACAAAGACUUAAUUUAGAGUUAUUUGGACACUCGGGGAACAUAUUUUAGGUAACAAAGACUCAAUUUAGAGUUAUUUGGACACUAGGGGAACAUAUUCUAAGUAACAAAGACUUAAUUUAGAGUUAUUUGGACACUAGGGGAACAUAUUCUAAGUAACAAAGACUUAAUUUAGAGUUAUUUGGACACUAGGGGAACAUAUUCUAAGUAACAAAGACUAAAUUUAGAGUUAUUUGGACACUAGGGGAAC
Nerophis lumbriciformis (worm pipefish) is the source of this 2313-nucleotide messenger RNA. It is a transcript of the gene socs3b, whose product is annotated as suppressor of cytokine signaling 3b. Gene Ontology annotation, cellular component: phosphatidylinositol 3-kinase complex. Lineage: Eukaryota; Metazoa; Chordata; Actinopteri; Syngnathiformes; Syngnathidae. Gene Ontology annotation, biological process: intracellular signal transduction; phosphatidylinositol phosphate biosynthetic process. The record is from RefSeq and is a predicted model, not a curated record. Gene Ontology annotation, molecular function: 1-phosphatidylinositol-3-kinase regulator activity.